Molecule: messenger RNA, 1806 nt
Organism: Eurypyga helias (sunbittern)
Lineage: Eukaryota; Metazoa; Chordata; Aves; Eurypygiformes; Eurypygidae
Gene: ELAVL2
Product: ELAV like neuron-specific RNA binding protein 2
Exons: 7
Coding region: 13-1176 (387 amino acids)
Cellular component (GO): ribonucleoprotein complex
Molecular function (GO): RNA binding
Source: RefSeq, a predicted model, not a curated record
CUCCAAACUAACAUGGCAGUCAGACUGUGUGAUGUGGCUUCUCUGCUUAGAAGUGGUUCGUGGGCAGCAGAGCCUUGGACUGGGCAGGUAAUUGCUGCCAUGGAAACACAGCUGUCUAAUGGACCAACCUGCAAUAACACAGCCCAUGGUUCAACGACCAUAAACAACUGCUCAUCACCAGUUGAUUCUGGGAACACAGAAGACAGCAAGACCAAUUUAAUAGUCAACUACCUUCCACAGAACAUGACACAAGAGGAACUGAAGAGUCUGUUUGGCAGCAUUGGCGAGAUAGAAUCCUGCAAGCUUGUCAGAGACAAAAUAACAGGACAGAGCUUGGGUUAUGGUUUUGUGAACUACAUUGACCCCAAGGAUGCUGAAAAAGCUAUCAACACUCUGAAUGGAUUGAGACUUCAAACUAAAACCAUAAAAGUUUCCUAUGCGCGACCAAGUUCUGCUUCUAUCAGAGAUGCAAAUUUAUAUGUUAGCGGACUUCCAAAAACAAUGACCCAGAAAGAACUGGAACAGCUCUUUUCCCAAUACGGACGCAUUAUUACUUCUCGUAUUUUGGUUGACCAAGUGACUGGAGUAUCAAGGGGCGUGGGGUUUAUCCGGUUUGACAAACGAAUUGAAGCAGAAGAAGCUAUCAAGGGCUUGAAUGGCCAGAAGCCUCCAGGUGCCACAGAGCCCAUCACUGUAAAGUUUGCUAACAAUCCCAGCCAAAAAACCAAUCAGGCCAUCCUUUCCCAGCUGUACCAUUCCCCAAACAGAAGGUAUCCUGCACCUCUAGCUCAGCAGGCGCAACGGUUUAGGUUGGACAAUCUGCUCAACAUGGCUUAUGGAGUAAAGAGGUUUUCUCCGAUGACCAUUGAUGGAAUGACCAGUUUGGCUGGAAUUAAUAUCCCUGGACAUGCAGGAACUGGGUGGUGCAUUUUUGUGUACAACUUGGCCCCUGAUGCUGAUGAGAGUAUCCUCUGGCAAAUGUUUGGGCCCUUCGGAGCAGUAACCAAUGUGAAGGUCAUCCGUGACUUUAACACCAACAAGUGCAAAGGUUUUGGAUUUGUGACUAUGACAAACUACGAUGAGGCAGCUAUGGCAAUAGCCAGCCUGAACGGAUACCGCCUCGGGGACAGAGUAUUGCAGGUCUCCUUCAAAACGAACAAAACGCACAAAGCCUAACAAGUUUUAUUCUCAGUGCAUUACUACAUGAAAACUAUACAACAAAGGCGAUUUACAAGAAGCUUUAGGCAUUAGUAAAUGCCUUUGUUGUAUGCCAGUGUGGAAAUGGGGAUAAAAUGACUACUUAGCAUCCUAAGAAUAUGUGAGAUUUUGUAUUGCUAAUAUUUGAAUUAAAACUUCUUAAAUAUCUUUUGUGUUUGCAUAUUGACAAGAGGUGCAGGGUUUUUACCUGUCACAAUGCAUAUUCUAUUGCCUUCUUUGAAGAAGGUGGACCUUUUAAAAUGUUCCAGCUAAGGGAAGAAGUUUUUGCUUUGAACAUGACUGCCUUUAAGAUAUGAGUAAAUAUUGAGGCUUUGUGUUACACUUAGGUUGGUCUUUAUUUCUUGAUUUGCCUUGUGUUUAAUUUACAUUUUGAUGCAUUCCUGUUUUGUUGUUCAAGAAAAGUAUUUGAAGUUUAUUUUAUUUAUAAAGUUAUAAGCAGUAUUUAUUUUGUAAUUAUCGUUUGGGUUGGGGAAUGGGAACACAUUAUAAAAGCUUAUUGUAAGAAUACUGGAGAACUUUUCGUAAAGCAGUACCUUGCCAAAGAGAUAAGAGCCUCUUUGAUGUGGGUUUAAAAAGCAUCUAUUUUUA